ACCUCCCCUCACUCAGCAGAGGCGAGGACGACGUUGCAGCAGAUUGGACGCUACUUCCCGCCGCCGACGACGACGCAGCAGAGAUCGACCCCUCCUCUCGCCGCCGCCGCCGACGCAGCAACCGCACGACGCCUCCUCCUUCCGCCGCAACCGAGUCUGCUUCCCGAUUCUUCUAUUAACUCCCGACAACGCAGCAAGAGGCAGUGAAUAAGAGUAAAUCCCCAAUUUAGAAAAUCAAUUAAUUUUCUUUCGGCUUCCUGGAGACCUGGAGUUCAUGCGGCUGGGACGAGGAUAUUGAGCGAGACAGCGGUGACCGACCGGCGAGGAGGCAGUGACAGGAAACUACGUGAACCCUUGAACCCAAGAUGGGAUCUUUGUCUUGAAGAAGCUAUAAACGAGAUUAGUAUUUUCAGCUUCUUUGCUACGCAGUGUAAAGGAGCUUUGGGAAGUAUAAGCGCAUCUAUCAAUUUCUUGGCUUAAACCCUACUGCUGUUCUCUUAUUCCAUCAGCCUCUGAAAAUGUUCAAGAAGUUCUCAAGUGAAGAAGUUUCUGGACAAAAUCAAGUCAAAGCAUCUGUGCAACGCAAAAUCCGGCAAAGCAUUGCCGAAGAGUACCCAGGACUUGAGCCUGUGCUUGAUGAUUUGCUUCCAAAGAAGUCUCCUCUGAUUGUUGCAAAAUGUCCAAAUCAUCUGAAUCUAGUUGUGGUGAACAAUGUACCACUAUUUUUCAAUAUACGGGAUGGACCGUAUAUGCCUACUCUGCGGCUUCUUCAUCAAUAUCCAAAUAUAAUGAAAAAACUGCAAGUUGACAGGGGUGCUAUUAAGUAUGUCCUGUCUGGUGCCAACAUAAUGUGUCCAGGCCUUACGUCUCCUGGAGGUGCUUUGGAUGUUGAAGUUGGAGCAGAGACUCCUGUUGCAAUAAUGGCUGAAGGGAAGCAACAUGCUCUCGCUAUUGGCUUUACAAAAAUGUCAGCAAAAGAUAUAAAAGCAAUCAACAAAGGAAUCGGUGUCGAUAACAUGCACUAUCUCAAUGAUGGCCUUUGGAAGAUGGAGCGAUCUGUAGAUGGGACACGUGUACGGUGUGGAAGCAAGGUGCAUGUAAGGAAAGUAAACCUCAUCAACACAGCAUACGCCAGUAUAAUCCUCUCUAAAAACCCUAGAAUACCUGAGUGCUACCAGAAUAUAGCAGGGCUAAUUCUCUCAGCCGCACGCCCCCUUCGACCCCCGGAACCUUUUCAGCGGAGCUCAACAAUGGGUAUCGAUCUCAAAGCCGGAGGUAAGAGCAAGCAGACGAAGCGCACAGCGCCCAAAUCUGACGAUGUUUACUUGAAGCUUCUCGUGAAGCUGUACCGAUUUUUGGUGCGAAGGACCGGAAGCAAGUUCAAUGCUGUGAUUCUGAAGCGUCUCUUCAUGAGCAAGACCAACAAGCCUCCGGUUUCUCUCUCCAGGCUCAUCACUUUCAUGUCUGGAAAGGAGGACAAAAUUGCUGUGUUAGUGGGCACUAUUACAGAUGAUGUUAGGGCAUAUGAAGUCCCAGCAUUGAAAGUUUGUGCACUGAGGUUCACCAAAACUGCAAGGGCAAGGAUUGAAAAGGCUGGUGGAGAAUGCCUGACAUUUGAUCAGUUGGCUCUUAGGGCUCCAUUGGGACAGAACACGGUUUUGCUGAGAGGUCCAAAGAAUGCACGUGAAGCAGUUAAACACUUUGGUCCGGCUCCUGGUGUUCCUCACAGUCACACCAAACCAUAUGUGCGUUCCAAGGGAAGAAAGUUUGAGAGGGCUAGGGGUAAAAGAAACAGCAGGGGAUACAAGGUUUAGUUUUAUAUAUCAAUAUCCGGGGACCUACCUAUACCUAUUUAUGUUUUGUAUUAUGGAAUUCAAAUUUUGCAAGACAAGUAUGAGUUUCUUGUUUCCUAUUCUGAUGUCUAGUAACGUAGGGUUCUUCCAUCUCUUCGACUAUGGAUCAUCUUAAAUUGUUGCUGAAUGCAAGAUUUGUUGAAUUGAAGUUUAGAAAUUUGAUUUUA
Ipomoea triloba (trilobed morning glory) is the source of this 2020-nucleotide messenger RNA. RefSeq lists its product as uncharacterized. Gene Ontology annotation, biological process: translation. NCBI's taxonomy places the organism in Eukaryota, Viridiplantae, Streptophyta, Magnoliopsida, Solanales, Convolvulaceae. The record is from RefSeq and is a predicted model, not a curated record. Gene Ontology annotation, molecular function: structural constituent of ribosome; RNA binding. Gene Ontology annotation, cellular component: cytosolic large ribosomal subunit; ribosome. The coding region runs from base 519 to 1814 and encodes 431 amino acids. The transcript has 15 exons.